Molecule: messenger RNA, 2052 nt
Organism: Amphibalanus amphitrite
Lineage: Eukaryota; Metazoa; Arthropoda; Thecostraca; Balanomorpha; Balanidae
Exons: 1
Coding region: 1-2052 (683 amino acids)
Molecular function (GO): RNA-DNA hybrid ribonuclease activity; nucleic acid binding
Source: RefSeq, a predicted model, not a curated record
AUGGCCUACGAUUUCAGCCGCGCCUAUGACGUCAUCGACCAUCGUAUGCUCAAGCUGAAGCUCCUGCGGCUGGGCCUACCUGCCUGUCUGGUUCGCUGGAUCUGGGCAUUCCUGCGCGACCGCCGGGCGUCUGUGGAGGUGAACGGCGCCCGGAGUGCUGAACGAGUCUUCAGGGCCGGUCUCCCGCAGGGCAGCGUCCUGGCCCCGACGCUGUACACCCUGUGGGCUGCCGACCUCAUCUUGGAGCUGCGACGAGUGCCACACACCACGACGUACAUGUACGCGGACGACACCGCAACCCUCAGCGGUGGGAGCUCUAUUGCCCUGGCAAAGGAAAGGGCACAGAAGUCGGCGGACAUUAUCGCCGCCUGGGCGGACCGCUGGAAGAUGAGGGUGGCGGGUGAAAAGACCCAGGCCAUUGUUCUCUCACAAUGGGCCAGGGACGCCGGUGAGCUGACCGUGAAGGUCGCUGGAGUGUCAGUGAAGGCGGGCUCCCAGCUCCGCCUCCUCGGCGUGACCUUCGACCGUCUCCUCCAUUUUGGACCACACUGCACCGACCUCCGCCGCAGGGUCAGACCAAGGACCGCCCAGCUGAAGAAGCUGACCGGCCGAUCGUGGGGCCUCGGCGAACAACAACUACGAACCGUCGCCAACGGCUACGUCCGCGGUGCGCUGGAGUACGCCGCGGCUGCGUGGCUGCCGGCGGCAUCGCCCUCGCACGUCGAGCUGAUCGAUCGGGAGCUGCGCGCGGCCGCGCGGGCAGUGACCGGAUGCACGGCAUCUACUCCGGUGCACGCCCUGAUGUCCGAGGCCGGCAUGACAGAUGCCUGGUCCAGGAGACAGGCACUGGCAGCGAGAAUGGUGGGACUCGCGGCGUCCCUCCCCGAGGGAGACCCGCUGAGGUCGGUCGGGGAGGCGGUCGUCCCUCGACGACUCAAGACCACAGGAUGGCGCGAGGUGGGCGCCGCCGCGCUCGCGGCGGCCGACGCGCAAGACAUACCCGUCGAGGCCCGCCUCCACCACACCCUGCCGCCGUGGGCCGACAACUCUACCGUCCACUUCCAUCUGGACCUCGGCCCGCGGGCCAGACGUGCGGCCCCGGAAGACGUUCGGCGUGCCGCAGCUGAAGAGCGUAUCCGGGAGCUACCUGAGGAAGCCGUCUGGAUAUGGUCGGACGGAUCGGCGGAGGACGGCGUCGCCAAUGGCGGGGGCGGCGCCCUGAUCCGCACCCCAACCGAAGAUGACUGGGAGCUGAGGGUCCCUGCUGGCCGCCUGUGCUCCAGCACGCGCGCGGAGCUCGCCGCGCUGCUGGCAGCGCUGGAGGCAGUCGCUGAACUGCCGAGAAGCGCGGGCCUGCCGGUGGUCGCCUGCCUGGACUCCAGGGCGGCCCUGCUAACGCUGGCUGCAGGCGCCUCGGCCCAGACCACAACAUUGGGUGCCAGUGUGUGGACCCAACUGCUGCGCCUACAAGCAAGCAACAGCUCAAUUCACCUCCAAUGGGUACCGGCUCACUGCGGGCUCCCGGGUAAUGAGAGGGCGGACGCAUUAGCGAAGGAGGCGGCCGGGAUGUCCCAGCGGACGACGCCGGUCGACGCCCGCACCCUCACGGGGGCUGCUGCGCGGGUCGCCGGCAGGGAGUGGCGAGCGAGCCGGCCUGCGGGCUGGUACCGAGACGUCAUGGCGGACCGCGCCCCCGACCCGGUCCGAGCCGCUACCAGGGAGGAGGCCAUCGACAUACAUCAACUCCGAUCGGGACACUGGGGACGGUCGGAACAAUAUCUCCACCGCAUUGGGCGCAGACCGACACCCGAGUGCGCUCAGUGCAACGACAUCACAUGCCCGGCGGGCCGUUGUCUCGUCUGUGGCGAGGCCGCGGACACCCCGGCGCACGUACUACUGGAGUGCCCGUGCCUGUUCGGCCCCCGCCUCCAAGCGCUGGGUAACAUCACAGGCACGGCCCGAGACGUACAGCGCGACGACGUGGUGGCGGCCUUGGCCGCCGGCUACGCGGCCCACAAGAGCCGCGUGGCUCCGUCACCGCCUCGGCGGUGA